Cordyceps militaris CM01 is the source of this 1266-nucleotide messenger RNA. Its product is annotated as extracellular dioxygenase. Gene Ontology annotation, molecular function: ferric iron binding; oxidoreductase activity, acting on single donors with incorporation of molecular oxygen, incorporation of two atoms of oxygen. Lineage: Eukaryota; Fungi; Ascomycota; Sordariomycetes; Hypocreales; Cordycipitaceae. The transcript has 2 exons. Bases 1 to 1266 code for a protein of 421 amino acids. The record is from RefSeq and is a predicted model, not a curated record.
AUGCAUUUCCCACAGGUCUUGGCACUAGUGGCCGCCGCUGCCGGCGUUGCCCAUGCCCAUCCUGGCCAUGACUUGAGUGAAGAGAUUGCCGAGCGCCAGGCCUUUCUCCGGACCGUGAGACGGUCCUCCCUGGCGCACUGCGCGGACAAGCUCAAGGCCCGGGGUGUCGAGGCCGCCAACGUUGCCCGGCGCGCGGCCGCGGUCGAGAGCAAGCGCGUGGCCCGCGGACUCGAGCGCCGAGACGCGGCCAGCGACCUGGACACAUCCCACAACAGCACCGAUCUGGGCUACACCGAGAGCACGUCCAUCUCGGAGCUCUUUUCCAGCAACGGGUCCUGCCUGCUGACCCCCGAAGUCACCCAAGGCCCGUAUUACGUGGGCGGCGAAUCCCUCCGCAAGGACGUGACCGAGUCGGAGCCCGGCGUGGAAAUCACGCUCGACUACCAGGUCAUUGACGUCGACACGUGCGAGCCCGUGCCCGACGUCUACGUCGAGAUCUGGCACUGCAACUCGACGGGCGUCUACUCGGGCGUCGUCGCCAACGGCAACGGCAACUCGGCCGACGCCUCCAACAUUGACAACACGGCCCUGCGCGGCAUCCAGGCCACCGACACGGACGGCGUCGCGCAGUUCCAGUCCAUCUUCCCGGGCCACUACACGGGCCGCGCCACGCACAUCCACGUCAUGGUGCACACCAACGCCACCCUGUACGCCAACCAGACGCUCGGCAACGACGUCUACGCGAGCCACGUCGGCCAGGCCUUCUUCGACCAGGCGCUCAUCACGGCCGCCGACAACAUCUCCCCGUACAGCGGCAACGAGCAGCAGCUGACGGAGAACUCGGAAGACUCCAUCCUGGCGCAGGAGGCGGGCACCGACGGCGUGGACCCCUUCAUGAACUACGUCUACCUCGGCGACGCCCUGAGCGACGGGCUGUUUGCGUGGCUCGCGUUUGGCAUCAACACGACGUACUCGAGCGAGGUCACGCCCGCGGCCUUCAUCUACGAGUCGGGCGGCGUGGAGAAUGCCAACAGCGGCAUGGGCGGCCCCGGCGGCGGUGGUCCGGGCGGUGCGGGCGGCCCCCCCGGCGGCGGCCCUCCGGGCAGCAACACGACUACGAACCCGACUGCCGGCUCUAGCUCCGGGUCUUGGGGCACGCAGACCAGCUCCACGACGGUCCCGACUGUGAGCAACAGCGGCUCCGUCGUGCGCGCAUCGGUCGCGGGGCUUCUGGUGCUCGCCGGUCUUGCUUUUGUUAUGCAGUAG